Messenger RNA from Aegilops tauschii subsp. strangulata, 1728 nucleotides. RefSeq names its product GATA transcription factor 7. Lineage: Eukaryota; Viridiplantae; Streptophyta; Magnoliopsida; Poales; Poaceae. Gene Ontology annotation, molecular function: sequence-specific DNA binding; zinc ion binding. Gene Ontology annotation, cellular component: nucleus. The record is from RefSeq and is a predicted model, not a curated record. Gene Ontology annotation, biological process: positive regulation of DNA-templated transcription; cell differentiation.
AAUGGAGUAAGAAUAUAUAUAUGACUAUUGACUGUAGUAUUCUUUUCCCUGACAGGAAAAAGAAAUGGAGUGGAGCAACGUGAUUGAGGGAGAGCAAAGCGGGAGAAAAAGGAAGGGGGGGAAACAACACAACAGUGCAUUUGUUGCGGACACGGACUUUGGCAGCCAUUCAAUCACCCACCAGACACUCAUCUCUUCCGCCCCUGCUGCCUAAGCUGCUGCUGCUUUUUCCUCUGCUCCUCACCUCCUCCACGCCUCCUCCCCUACCCUUUUCCCCUCCUUCUCCUCUGCAGCCGCCUGCGCCAUGUCGUCGUCGUUCGCGCACCACCACGGCUCUCUGCAGGUGGAGAGGAUGUCUGCGCUGAAGAGUAGCCUCAGGCCGUGCGAGGCAGCCGAGGAGGUGGCGGCCGCCGUGGUCGCUGGGCCGGCGGCGUGGGGAGCCGGGCUGCUGGGUGACGGCUUCUCGGUGGAGGAGCUCCUCGACCUUGAGGAGCUCUGCGAGGUGGACAAGGAAGGCGGCUUCCUCUGCGAGACGGCGCCGGCCGCCGAGGAGGACGAAAAGUGCAGUGACUCCCACGGGUCGUCGGCGGUCUCCUACGAGCUCAUGCCGCUUAUUCCACAGGAGAUGGACCUGCCGGCCCACGACGCGGAGGAACUGGAGUGGGUGUCGCGUAUCAUGGACGACUCGCAGGCAGAGCUCCCGCCGCCGCAGCAGCUCCCAGCGCCAGCGGCGUGGCCACCGCAGCACCGCCGGCCGCAGGAAAGCGCCGUGCCGACCGUGGACCCUAUGCGGACCCCGACCAUAUGCGCGCUUUCCACGGAAGCGUUGGUGCCGGUGAGGUCGAAGAAGCGCAGCAAGCGCUCGCGCGGCACCACCGUGUGGUCGCUCUCCGGUGCGUCCAUAUCCGACUCGGCGUCGUCGUCCGCCACCAGCUCCUCCUGCUCCUCGUCGGCCUCCCUGUCGUCCUUCUUCCUAAUGGACUCCCCCACCUUCAACCUCCUCGACGAACCUCCACGCCCCAAGAACAAGAGCAAGAAGUCCAAGCACAAGGCCAAGAAGCGCGGGCGCAAGCCAAAGAGCCAUCUCCCGCCGCAGCUGUCGGGCGGCGCCGCCUCCCCGCCGGCCCAGGGCGACCGGCGGUGCAGCCACUGCGGCGUCCAGAAGACGCCCCAGUGGCGCGCUGGGCCGGAGGGCGCCAAGACGCUGUGCAACGCCUGCGGCGUCCGCUUCAAGUCGGGGCGGCUCCUCCCGGAGUACCGGCCGGCGUGCAGCCCCACGUUCGUGGGCAACCUGCACUCCAACUCCCACCGCAAGGUGCUGGAGAUGCGCCGCAAGAAGGACCCCGUCCCCGUCGUCAUCGAGGCCGCCACCGCGCCGGCCGUGGCCUCGUUCUAGCCGCCCCUCCCCGCGGCGGGUAGUGUACAUCUUUUUCGGCCGUGCCGUUGAUUAGUCUGUUGUAACGCACUCGUGGAUUUUUCUUGGCGUCCUCUAUUUAGUUGUUGCCCUACUACUAGAAAGAACUUGUUAGAAAGUAGUUUUAGUAGGAGUCUAUUAGGUCGUGUUAGGUGUAGGGAUUACCACUGCUCUACUAAGCUUUCGGUUUUAGCUUUGGUCUGUUAGGAUAUUGCCGUAGAAGUGGCGCCUUUUUAGUGGAGUCUCGGGAAGAAAGCUUUUCGAAGUUGUUUGAAUCAUGCGAGGCAGAAGUGGCAAUGUCCAUGCUUGGGUUA